AGCCCUAACAGCCCUAUUACUCAAAAAUGAAGCUUCCUUUCUUAAUUUCAUCCACCCACCCGUGGCUCCUUGAGUUCAAAAGCAGAUGAUGGAGUCUUCCGUGGGAGAGGAACUGCAAAAGGAAUGUUUAUCAGUGCUCCUUCUGUAGGGCAGGGACACCCAGGAGUGAUGGUCUCAGGAGCUCUGUGGAACUGGAAGGAAGACGCUACCCGCCCUUUUCUCCUCCCCCCCAUCCAGGAAUCACGACGAGAUCUUUCUGAAGCGCUUCUGGGAAGAGCGAUGUCCUUUGGGGCUCCCAGCGCUUUGUAGAUCAUCCCCAAUGACCGACUCGCAAAGAGCGCGGGGAGCAACAAAGCAAACUGACCUAGAGGAAUACUAGAAAUCAGAAGAGGGAGAGAGGCGGGAAUGAACGUGUCAGCCAGCACCCGCCUUUCCGCCACGUGGCCCCGAGACUGCGGCCGAGGGGCACCAACCGGCGCUGCGAAGCGACUGCGCCAGGAGAAGAAAGAGAAGGCCUCUCUCUACGCGCCCCCCCCUCCCGCCCAAGGCCACCACGCGGAUCCGCGCUGCCUGGAGAAUUUGGUAGCGGUGUUCAUUCCAGAGAGAUAUUUCUACCUCCAGUGACCUGCAGAACGUGAACUGAAGUGUCUUGCCCCUGCCCAUCAGCACCAGAAUGAAGGAGCCAUUUUUAGCAGUUUGGCUCUUCGUUGUGCCAAUCAGCUGGGCAGCACCAAAGAACAGCAGUGGCAGGCCUGACAUCUCCCACGAUUCCAUGGAUCAACCCAUCCUAAAUCCUCUACACCCAAGCCAAGUUUCUCUUAAGGUGCUCCAAGACUAUCUGGAGAACAUUGGACAGUUGAAUGGGGAUGCUGCUACCAUGUCAAGGGAACAGGCGCUCUUGCUUCUCUUUGCUCUUCAUGAUUAUGACAAAAGUGGACACUUGGAUGGUCUGGAAUUCAUGAGGCUGCUGAGUGAAUUGGUGUCCCAACAGGCAAAAGGACAGCCUGCAUCAGAUAUGGUAGUGCCAAUGGUGGACAGUAUCUUGGAGACUCAGGACUUCAACUGGGAUGGACUAUUGGAGCCUUCAGAGUUGUUUCUUCCUCCUCGGCAGGGAGAGAAACCAAACUUCCUUACCUCUGUCAGUGAAGAAGAUGGCCCAGUCCUGUGGGCACUUCCUAAGCCAAAUAAACCAGGUUUCCCAAGUCCUUCUGACCAACAAAGCAAUGGAGGCUCCCCACCUGCACCAGCAGUUCAGGAGCAAGACAUGAUGGGUGACCAAUUGUGGAUCCCGGAGAAGCAUGGAGAAGAGCUCGGUCAGGAAACCGCAGGAAACCCAGAUCAACAAGGGGAAGAGAUGCCUUCUGCUCCAGGAGAUUGAAAUAUACCCUGUGCAUAACCUUAGGCGAUUGGCUUGCAGGUCAAUUUCAGAAAUGGAAUGCAGAUAAUCACCCCUUUCCCAACAUUUCCUUCUGUGCAAUCUGCUCUGAGUUUUCAACUCUUCUCUACCAAAGCAAAACAGAAUAGGAUUCCCUGUUCAAUCAGCUCUGCACUCUGUUAUCUAAAGAGAUUUCUUUUCCAGCUUUCAAGGGAUGCAUAUCCCAAAUCUAAAACUUGAGAAACAGAAGUCACUAAAAAGUUACCCCUAGCACAAUGGCUCCCCUUUCCCCUCAGUGCAUCAAUCAGACAUAGAAGCCUCUUCCCUCCCUCCCCCAGUAUACAGGACCACAGCCUUUCUAGGAGGUGAUGCUACCUAGGUAGGAAAGAUUUUUCUAAACUGAAAAGCCUGCCUCAGCAGGUUGUCUCCCCGAAUAGUCUCUCUCUUCACAGAGCAGGCUCCCAAUUCUGGAGAGCCUGCUUAGAAUCUCUUACUCUGCCUUCCUCAAGUAAGGAGCUGUAGCAGAGGGACAGGACAGCACUUACCACUAUAAUUUCGCAGUCUGGCUAAGGAUUUAGCUGUGCGUUUCAGAUGAUCAUUCUGGUCAUUCUCUCAGCAGGUUCCGUUGGGGAAAAGCCUACACAACACUGCAGAAGGAAUCACGUAAGUCUUUUGCCAGGGCAUUUAAAUUAUCUAUAUAAUUUAAAUGACCUCCCAUCUCACAAAAGUGAUUCUGAAAUUAAAACAAAAACCACAAGCCAUGAUUUCCAAGGUUAAACCAGUAAACCCCAAUCACAAAAGAGAACCCAUCAACAACAGCAGAGCUUGCGUAACCUCCUGGUCCAAAGCCUGGGGAAACAGCCAGAGAUGCGUAUGCUUCUCCUGUACUUCUGCUUCUCCAAAUCUGCCAAUAAAUCAUCUGCAAACUGAA
Molecule: messenger RNA, 2306 nt
Organism: Crotalus tigris (Tiger rattlesnake)
Lineage: Eukaryota; Metazoa; Chordata; Lepidosauria; Squamata; Viperidae
Gene: CGREF1
Product: cell growth regulator with EF-hand domain 1
Exons: 6
Coding region: 674-1378 (234 amino acids)
Molecular function (GO): calcium ion binding
Source: RefSeq, a predicted model, not a curated record